Carlito syrichta (Philippine tarsier) is the source of this 1711-nucleotide messenger RNA. It is a transcript of the gene HSPBAP1, whose product is annotated as HSPB1 associated protein 1. Bases 142 to 1566 code for a protein of 474 amino acids. The record is from RefSeq and is a predicted model, not a curated record. Gene Ontology annotation, molecular function: 2-oxoglutarate-dependent dioxygenase activity. Lineage: Eukaryota; Metazoa; Chordata; Mammalia; Primates; Tarsiidae. The transcript is spliced from 8 exons.
GCGUUUCCGGGGAAGCCCUGCCGGAGCCGCGGGAACUCCUUCCUGUGGUGCCGCCUCUGGCUCCCGGGUUUGGCCCUUCCUCGGACACCACUCCAGCUUCGCUUCUCUUUGGGUUCCAGUGGAGCCCGCCUGGCGGUAGCCAUGGCAGCAGGCUCCGGGGCGACCAUGGCUACCAUGGAGGAAGGUGAACAUGUCAAACCGUUUACACCAGAGAAAGCAAAAGAAAUCAUAAUGUCUUUACAACAACCUGCGGUCUUCUGUAACAUGGUGUUUGAUUGGCCGGCACGACACUGGAAUGCUAACCACCUUUCUGAAGUCCUUCAUGGCAAGCAGAUACGAUUCAGAAUGGGACUGAAAAGCACGGGCACAGUUCCUCAGUUUGAAACUACAUGUAAUUACGUAGAUGCUACACUUGAAGAAUUUCUGACCUGGAACUGUGACCAGUCUAGUAUUUCUGGACCAUUUAGAGAUUAUGAACAUUGCAAAUUCUGGGCUUAUGCUGACUAUAAAUAUUUUGUCAGUCUAUUUGAAGACAAGACAGAUAUUUUUCAGGAUGUGAAAUGGUCUGACUUUGGGUUUCCUGGAAGAAAUGGACAGGAAAGUACACUGUGGAUCGGCUCCCUGGGAGCCCAUACACCCUGUCAUCUGGACUCCUAUGGCUGCAACUUAGUAUUCCAGGUACAAGGAAGGAAAAGAUGGCAUCUCUUUCCUCCUGAAGAUACUCCUCUCCUUUAUCCAACUAGAAUCCCUUAUGAAGAAUCUAGUGUGUUCAGCAAAAUCAACGUUGUCAAUCCUGAUUUAAAGCGUUUUCCCCAGUUCCAGAAAGCUCAAAGACAUAUAGUUACGCUGAGCCCAGGACAGGUUCUGUUUGUUCCCAGACACUGGUGGCAUUAUGUAGAAUCCAUUGAUCCUGUCACUGUCAGUAUAAACUCAUGGAUUGAGCUGGAAGAGGAUCACCUAGCCCGGGUGGAAGAGGCAGUCACCCGCACGCUUGUGUGCGCCCUGAAGACUGCAGAAGAUCCACACAAUACCCGAGCGUGGUUAAACCCCACUGAGGUUGAAGAAAUAUCCCAUGAAGUCAAUUGUCACUACUUAAAUGGAGCUGUUUCUGCCUUUUUUAAUCAUUAUAGAACAUCAAAUGCAACAGAAAUCCAAGCACUGAAAAGAAAUGGACAGCAUAUGGAAAAGGAAGAACUAAAUGUGUGCAACCACACGGAGGCAGGCCAGACACAUAGCCAGACCUUCGCCACGGGAACGGUGAAACAGGAGGCAGCAAGUCCCUUUGGCCCUGAUCUGGUCCCUGUAACACAGAAGUCUGAAGAGCCACCUUCAGAAAGAGGAGGCCUGUCUGAAAGUGAUGGACAACACUUUGGAAAAUUACAUUGUGCCAAGAGGCAAAAAAUGAUGAGUAACAGUGAGAAUGCAAUUGUGGAACAAGUUGCUUCUAGUAGCUUUACAGCCCCUUCUCAGACAUUCAUUUCUACAGAUGACUUGCUGGACUGCUUGGUGAAUCCACAAGUAACCAGGAUGGUGGCACAGCUUUUGAUACAGGGAAGACAUUUGUGAUGCUAAUAGAAGAUGAUUUUCUAAAUAAUAUUUUUAAAAUAUAUUUUUAAAUAAUAUGAUAUUAAAGUAACAGAUGGAACUGUAAAUGGUCGUUUUGCACACGUUUGUAAAUGUACUUAUUCUUACAUCAUUAAAUUUCAGUCUG